AAAAGGUUUUGCUGCGAAAGCGAGCGUUUGUUGUGAGACAAAUCCGGGUAGUUCCUCCCCGUUUGGUUCCUAAUGAAUUUACCCCAGCAAGGCAUCUGGGCGCUAUUGGACCACGUGACCGGUUAGGACAGCCAUCGUUUUACAUAAUUCAUGUCCAACCCAAAAUGGGAAAGGGGUGCGAGGACUGCAGAGGAUAAAACGAACAGCAAUGGUAUCGUUUAGGAGUUUUGUUUCAAUCUCAAAACCUCGUUUUUCAAAUCCUCUGUAGGUUCUAUUGGUUGAAAAAAAAAAAAAAAAAAAAAAAGUUACCAAGCAAAGGUAGGAUUGAACCAGCAGCUGGCCUGAACCUGUUAACUGGCAACCAGGAGCAGGGACACCAAUCCAGCCUCCUGAUUGGCUGUGACAAACAGGCUGAUUUUGAUUUGCCCCCCCCUUUUUCAUUUAUUUUUUGAGGACUCAGCAGGAGGACUUGGGCUCUGUGUUCUAACUUCCCAGACGAGCAUGGGGCAGAGCAUCCCUGGAGGCAUAAAGACUAUUGACAUGAGAGACCCGGCGUUCAGGCCUCUGAAGCUGGAGUUGGCAGCCCUGGACCACGCCAAGCCCUCCAGGCUGGAUCUGCUGCUGGACAUGCCCCCUGCUGGACAGGAGGUCCAGAUGCAGCACUCGUGGAACAACAACGACCGAUCGCUCAACAUCUUCGUCAAGGAUGACAACAAACUGGUUUUUCAUCGGCACCCCGUGGCUCAGAGCACGGACGCCAUCCGGGCCUGUAUCGGCUACACCCGGGGGCUCCACGUCUGGGAGAUCAGCUGGGCCAUGAGACAGCGGGGAACGCACGCCAUUGUCGGCGUGGCGACAGGAGACGCGCCGUUACAUUCUGUAGGCUACACGACCCUGGUGGGUAAUAACCACGAGUCCUGGGGCUGGGACCUGGGACGUAAUAAACUGCACCACGAUGGGAAGAACCAGCCCAGUAAGACGUACCCAGCGUUCCUGGAGCCAGAUGACACGUUUCUAGUCCCUGACUCAUUCCUGGUAGUGUUGGACAUGGACGAGGGGACUCUGAGCUAUAUAGUGGACGGACAAUACCUUGGGGUGGCUUUCAGAGGACUCAAGGGGAGGAAACUGUACCCUGUCGUCAGUGCUGUGUGGGGGCACUGUGAAAUACGAAUCCGCUACAUCAAUGGACUCGAUCCUGAGCCUCUCCCUCUGCUGGAGCUGUGUCGGCGCUCUGUGAGGGUAGCUUUAGGCAGAGAACGACUGAGUGAGAUCCAUGGUCUGCCUCUACCGGCCUCUCUCAAGAAUUACCUUCUCUACCAAUGACCUCGGGACCCUCAGCACAACAGAACAUGCCUCCGAUCUCUCGGCUGUCCCUGCCGGCCUCCAUAAAGAACUACCAAGGGGCUGCCCUGUGCCCUCUCAUAAUAUACACUGAGUGUCACUGCCGGCCUCUGUCCAUAGGGCUGUCCCUAAUCAACUACUACCAAUUACAACUCAAGGGACGGUCCUGUCCCCUCACUAGGGACUGCCUUGUCCCUUCACAACCCUCAUGUUGUACACUGAGCACAGGCUCAGAACCACAGCCCACCUCUACUGGCCUCGAUCAAGAACUACCAAUGACCAAGGGAGGGACUGGGUCUGGGACUCACUCACAACAUCUCUCUCCCCUGACUGCCCCGUCUGUUUCCACCAAUAGAUACACAGAGCACGCCUCACCCUCGCUCACCAUCUUUGGGAUUGUUCCCACUGAGGGUAAACGAACCAGUUUAACAACCCAACAUAACUCCAGCUUCUGUGUUUCAUCUCCAUGAAUAAUCCUCCCAGCCCUCAGGGCUCAUUUCUACUAAUCACAUUACACCACAGAGUGAGAAGAACACUGUUGUGUGAUGCUUGUCGUGUUCAAGAAGCUAUAGAGACAGUGGUUGGUGUUGGGUCAGUUUUUAAUAUAUUUUUUUUAAAUAAUCGGCGCAUACAACGAACACCCGCCAACUGCGGGAAGAUUUCGGUUUUGGCUCCACAGUGCCAGCGUUACAUUCACCAAUAAAAAUAAAAAAAUAGUCUGAAUUCUGCAAUAGCUGUUUUCAAAGUAUUUCUGUUUUGUUUCGUAGCUGCUAAUUAUACUUAUCCUAUAUCCCACCUGGUGCAGCAACACCGCCUGACAGGGGAGCUGAGCUCACAUUCUAUAUCCCACCUGGAGCAGGGGAGCUGAGCUCACAUUCUAUAUCCCACCUGGUGCAGCAACACCGCCUGACAGGGGAGCUGAGCUCACAUUCUAUAUCCCACCUGGUGCAGCAACACCGCCUGACAGGGGAGCUGAGCUCACAUUCUAUAUCCCACCUGGUGCAGCAACACCGCCUGACGGGAGCUGAGCUCACAUUCUGUAUCCCACCUGGAGCAGGGGAGCUGAGCUCACAUUCUGUAUCCCACCUGGAGCAGGGGAGCUGAGCUCACAUUCUAUAUCCCACCUGGAGCAGCAACACCGCCUGACAGGGGAGCUGAGCUCACAUUCUAUAUCCCACCUGGAGCAGGGGAGCUGAGCUCACAUUCUAUAUCCCACCUGGAGCAGCAACACCGCCUGACAGGGGAGCUGAGCUCACAUUCUAUAUCCCACCUGGAGCAGGGGAGCUGAGCUCACAUUCUAUAUCCCACCUGGAGCAGGGGAGCUGAGCUCACAUUCUAUAUCCCACCUGGAGCAGGGGAGCUGAGCUCACAUUCUAUAUCCCACCUGGAGCAGCAACACCGCCUGACAGGGGAGCUGAGCUCACAUUCUAUAUCCCACCUGGAGCAGGGGAGCUGAACUCACAUUCUAUAUCCCACCUGGAGCAGGGGAGCUGAGCUCACAUUCUAUAUCCCACCUGGAGCAGGGGAGCUGAGCUCACAUUCUAUAUCCCACCUGGAGCAGCAACACCGCCUGACAGGGGAGCUGAGCUCACAUUCUAUAUCCCACCUGGUGCAGCAACACCGCCUGACAGGGGAGCUGAGCUCACAUUCUAUAUCCCACCUGGAGCAGGGGAGCUGAGCUCACAUUCUAUAUCCCACCUGGAGCAGGGGAGCUGAGCUCACAUUCUAUAUCCCACCUGGUGCAGCAACACCGCCUGACAGGGGAGCUGAGCUCACUGAGUGAAGUGCUGAUAGACUCAUGCUCAUGAACGUUGGUCUAAUUUACUCAAGUCUACAAAGUGAGACUUUGUCCUUGUGUUUCUUGGCUCUUUCAAUUGUUUUGUUCACAAGCUUGGUUGUUUUUCAACGUUCGUUUUGAGUCCGCUGCUUCAAUGGAUAGCAAAAACUCCCUAGUCAGAGCCCAAAUAUCUCUCACACACACACACACACACAUGACAGAAUGCGAGUGGCCCCGUUACCACGGUAACUUCCCUCUCUUGAAGGGGCAACUGAGCAUUUUGUCUCAGAUAUUUUGAUUUAAAAGACUGAGGUCACAAUUUUAAAUGUAUUAAAUUGUACUUCUUACUAACACAUUUCUUGUUUUAGAAAUAUUACAAAGCAUGAUUGUCAUUUUUUGUUGUAAUUAUGGCCAAAAUAUUUCAGCUGGUUAAAGAAUUUGAGUGGCUGGUUGAUUUUUGUUUCUACCUUCAACAAUGACUGCUGGACCAAAAACAACAUUUUAGGCCCUGUUUUAUAAUCCAGUUUUUAUGGCUUACUUUAAUCAUAUACUGGGACAUCCACGGCUGUGACGGACAUGACAUGCAGACAGGUCUUUUAUCCAGAGCUCUGCUGUUCCUGAGGACUACCAUGUAAAGACAUAAGUUGGUGUCCUGUCUGUCCGUGUUAAAGUGUAAAUGAGUUUGACGCUAUGUCAGACUGCAACACCUUGUGAUUUUACUUUUAUCUCCUUUUUGUUUGCAGUUUUGGCUUUGAUUUUUAAAAAUCAAUCACUUGAUGGUUGUAUGACAUGUCCUGUUGGGAAAAAAAGUUGGAAUAUUGUGUUGGAAUCAAACCUAAGUUCGUUGGUGGAGGGACGGUUGUGUUGUAGAAUAGAUUUUAAUUUUAAUUUUUUAUGAUCCCAAUUUGAAGUGCUGAGAUUCUUAAAUAAUAAUUUUCCUAACACUUUCUGACCACAAGGUGUCGCCAUUUCUCAUGUCUUUACAAUUCCCCUUGUCUACGGCCCAUAAUAAUAUGCUGUUUAGCACUCUUUUAUCCAAAGGGACUUAGUCAUGCGUGAAUACAUUUUACGUAUGGGUGUAUUCGGGAAUUGAACCCAUUAUCCUGUCGUUACAAGCACCGUGCUAUACCAAUGGCGCUACAGAGGACCACCGUGAGAUGGUGCUCCUUUAUAUACUUGUUGAGACUUAGGGGAUUUAGUCCUGUGUGUGUGUGUGUGUGUACUCUCUGGGGGGGGUUCAGCCCUAAGUGUGUACUCUCCGCCGGAGGGGUGUAUUUAGCCCUGUGUGUACUAUCCGAGGGGGAUUUAGCCCUGUGUGUGUGUGUGUGUGUGUGUGUGUGAGAGAGACCUCUACAGUUUGGGUGGGGGAUUUAGCCCUGUGUGUGUACUCUCCGCCGGGGGGGGGGUGUAUUUAGCCCUGUGUGUGAGAGACCUCUACAGUGGGGGGGAGAUUUAGCCCUGUGUGUGUGUGUGUGUGAGACCUCUACAGUGGGGUUGGAGGGGGGAUUUUAGCCCUGUGUGUUAGACCUCUACAGUGGGGGGGGGGGGGGAGAUUUAGCCCUGUGUGUGUGUGUGUGUGUGUGAGACCUCUACAGUGGGGGAGGGGGGAUUUAGCCCUGUGUGUUAGACCUACAGUGGGGGUGGGGGAUUUAGCCCUGUGUGUGUGACCUCUACAGUGGGGGUGGAGGGAGGAUUUAGCCCUGUGUGUUAGACCUCUACAGUGGGGGGGGGGGGAGAUUUAGCCGUGUGUGUGUGUGUGUGUGUGUGUGUGUGUGUGAGACCUCUACAGUGGGGGUGGAGGGGGGAUUUGGCCCAGUGUGUGUUAUACUGCAGUACUAUCUGCUAGGCCCGGUGGGCUGGACAGACCAGGACUGACCUCUAAUGUUGAGGUGAUAGGAUGCAAUUUCUCCUGGAAGCACCACCAUUACUACCACUGUUUUAUAUCUCAAGGUGACCAUUACCCCUCUACCCCUACCCCUCCCCCCGUACCCUUACCCCGCCCCCCCUACCCCGAUCUUUUAAAAGGGAUAGUUCGACCAAAUUACGUGUUUAGUUCACAAUCAUUCUAGUGCAAUCCACGCUUUGGGUUAGUUUACAGAGCCUCCCCUUGUCCAUAGAAUACGUACAGGGUAAGGAAGAUGUGAAGUAUUUUCUAUGACCAGUCCCUUUAACUCAACCUGAGAGCAGCAGAUGAGUCUUUCUGUAGUAUUUGAAGUGCCUAGCUGUUUUAUGUUGGGGGGGGGGGGGUGACAGAUUUAAGACUUUUUUUUUUAUUUCAUUGGAGAGCUCUUUAUAUAAACUGAAGGAUGACAUCGCUGUGAUCGUUUGUAGCAUGUACCAGCAACUGAUGUUUUCUCAUUGCCCACCAAGCCAAUCACUGUCCAUGUCCAUGAAUUUUUCUUCCUGCUUUGGGAUCCAUACAUGUUGUUUAAUGUAUUGUUUUAUUUGGAACAUCAUAGGUUCAAAUGGCACCCUAUUCCCUACAUAGUGAACUACUUUUGACAAGGGUCCAUAGGGCUCUGGUCAAUAGUGCACUGAUUUGGGAUGUAAUAAUGGAGACAAGCCAAUCCACACGUGCUGCUGCAACGUGAUGCCAAGAGGGUACAAAUAGACAGCAUAUUGUCAAAUUAUGAGAUUAUUUUUUUCUUCAUUUUUGAGUAAUUUUCAGAUGUGGUCCGAGUUCGGCAUUGUGUCCAGUCUUUUGCCCAUGCGGCGCAGAUUGUUUUUUUUUUUCCAUCUCACUUGCAACCGGUCGUUCUAUAUAUAUAUAUAUAUAUAUAUAUAUAAUAAAAGUUUAUUUCAAAUGUAUAUAUUUUGAGGCUGUUAAGUGACUUAUAUUGUUUUUAUCUGAAUGAUUUAAUUUGGUGCUCAAAGUAUCAACAAGGUAGCAGAAGCAAGUGGAAAUGGAACUGAAUUGUGUGACGAUAUGUCAACCUCUGUCGUUUUUGCUGUGAUCAUAGGUUUGAUUCCCGCUGUGGCCACCCAAAUGAAAAAUAUCCACUUUAUCUAAAAGCUUCUGAUUUUAAUAGGAAAUGGGAGCUCCACAGGCAUUUUCAUUAUCUAGCCUGCAGGGGGCGCCAAAGAACAGAUACUGGCCUUACUGCACCAACUACCUUAUGACUGUUUUUAGUUCAAUUGCAAAAGUCAAAGAACCUCUUGUUAUUUAACAUUAAACCCCAAAGUGAAAGGUU
Molecule: messenger RNA, 6309 nt
Organism: Oncorhynchus kisutch (coho salmon)
Lineage: Eukaryota; Metazoa; Chordata; Actinopteri; Salmoniformes; Salmonidae
Gene: spsb1
Product: splA/ryanodine receptor domain and SOCS box containing 1
Exons: 3
Coding region: 502-1323 (273 amino acids)
Biological process (GO): proteasome-mediated ubiquitin-dependent protein catabolic process
Cellular component (GO): SCF ubiquitin ligase complex
Molecular function (GO): protein binding
Source: RefSeq, a predicted model, not a curated record